AUGGACGAGUAUUUAAGAUUGGUUGCACUGUGUGCAAUCUGCUUGGCCUUUCAAUUCCUGCGAACCCGCUAUCAUGGAGGCCUCAAUGCUAUCCCCGGACCGUUCUCUGCAAGCUUUUGCAAUCUCUGGAAGAUCUUGGCUGUCUAUAACGAUGACAUGCCACGGCGUAACAUAUCUGUACACCAGAAGUAUGGACCAGUUGUCCGAAUCGGUCCAAAGCACGUCUCCUUCUCAAGCCCCGAGGCGCUCCAUAUUAUACAUGGAUCGAGACAGGCAUAUCCUAAAUCCGACUUUUAUAAGCCAGCAGCAGCCCCGUUCGAAGGCAGCCCACUGCUGAAUCUAUUUUCAGUGCGAGAUGUUAACUACCACUCUUCGCUUAAAAAGGUCAUCGGUGGUCUAUACACGAAAGCUGCCGUACUGGGCCUAGAAUCCAAAAUUGAUACUUGUGUGGAAAUGUUCACAAAUCAAUUGCGAAAUCGGACUCGGGAUGAUGGUCCGACCAAUGUGGAUAUGUCCCUAUGGGUACAUCUUUUCGCGUUUGAUUGCCUCGGGGAGCUGAAUGUAUCCAAGAAAUUCGGAUAUCUGGAUACCGGCAGAGAUUUCAAUGGAUUUAUUGAAGGCUCUGACAAAGUACUGAUCAAAACUGGAUUGAGCUCCGAAAGGCUCAACCAGACAAGCUUUCUAUUCGAGAUAUCACAGGAUCAAUUUACAUCAACCUGUAGGUCUCGUGAGCCAUCAUUGGUAAAGGAAACUAUUGACAAGAACUGCCUUAGUAUGGCGGGUCACGACGUACUUGCUGUUACUCUCAGAACGAUCUUGUACUACGUUGCUCGGUCUCCUCGAGUCGAGGACAAGCUCCGUGCUGAGCUCGCCACCUUAGUAACGCACUAUGGGUCGACGGAUGCAAUACCCUACACAGAGACCUCGAAGCUGCCUUAUUUAGGAGCCGUCAUCAACGAAUCCUUGCGUAUCCAUGGAAAUUUAGGUCUCAUCAACGAGCGUGUCACACCGCCAGAGGGUGCCCGUAUUGAUGGAUACCACAUACCCGGCGGAACCAUCGUGGGAAUAAACCCAUGGGUAAUUCAUCGUAAUACCGAGAUCUUCGGAGAAGAUGUCGAGACCUUCCGGCCAGAACGAUGGCUGGAUGGACCCGAAGACAGAAUUCAGGAGAUGAAAAGAAACUUGUUUUCGUUUGGCGCCGGUCCUCGGAUGUGCAUAGGAAAGAAUAUCGCUAUGAUGCAGAUUUACAAAUUCAUAACCGAGUUCUACCGUCACUUCACUUUUGAGCUUGCCUCACCAGAGAAGGAUUGGCACGUAAUCGGUAAUUGGGUUACCAAACAGACCGAAAUGGAUAUGCUUGUGACACAGGCAAAACCUGGGCGGGUUUGA
Messenger RNA from Penicillium egyptiacum, 1389 nucleotides. The record is from the annotation of a GenBank genome assembly. Lineage: Eukaryota; Fungi; Ascomycota; Eurotiomycetes; Eurotiales; Aspergillaceae.